CUGAGGCUUUCGUUUUCCAUUUCCCAGCUGGGUACUUCAGGCCAGAGUCUGCUUAUCCUUAUGACUCACAGGUGCAGCUGGAGUCUGUAUCCACACAGCGAAGGCCGGCUGGGUCCUGUGCAAACUCGAGAGCAGAUACUUCGUCAAGGGAGCCACUUGGUAUCUCCAGGACACAGCAGGCAGAGGAGACCUGCAUCGCCUGCUGGCUGACGAUGGAGCCUGGGAGGCAUAGAGCAGCUGCCCUGCACAAAGCACUGAGGGAUCUGAUAGAGCUCUUGGCCGUAGCAGAGAAAGCUUGUCUUCAAAGAGACCCGAAGGGCAGGAAUAAGUUUUUGAAAGCAUUUCCUCGCUUGAAGGCAGAAGCAGAGGAACACAUCGCCCACCUGCACACCCUGGCUGACCGCGCUGAGGAGCUGCACAGGGGCUGCGCCAUCUCCAACGUGGUGGCUGACUCCUUCAGCACCGCCUCCGACAUCCUGGGCCUCCUCGGUCUGUUUCUGGCACCAGUGACGGCAGAAGGCAGUCUUGUGCUCUCAGCAACUGGGUUGGGGCUGGGGGUGGCAGCUGCUUUGACUAAUGUUGCCACUUCAGUCGUAGAGGAAAGAGGCAGGUUUCUGGAUGAAGGAGAAGCCGGUUGCCAUGCUUCAGCUGGCACGGAAGGGCUGGAGUCUGGAAGCACCAUGGCAAGGAUAGCCAGCAAUGUCCCUCAGGCUACCAGAGAUAUCGCAAGAGACCUGAGAACCCUCGAACAGCACAUGGACGCCCUAAGGAUGGUUAGAGCCAACCCUCGCCUAGAAGAAGAUGCCAGGAUCCACACCACCACGGGAAACAUCCCUGCCCAACGGGCUAGAAGGGUGCAGACCGCCUUGAAAGGAACCCCUCUGGCUAUGAGCAGUGAAGCCCGGAUCCACAGCGCCACCACUGCAGGUGUCUCUCUCUUGAGAGACGUUGACAGCCUUGUGAACAAGUCAAAGCAUUUGUAUGAAGGGGCCCGGUCAGAGUCAGCUGAGGCACUACGGAGGCUUGCCCGAGAGAUGGAGGAGAAGCUGGGGGAGCUUGCCAAAUUCUACAAGAAGCUCUGAUCAGGCUGCAGUCCGUUGCCCCAUCCCCAGGACAUGCAGAGGUCAGG
This is a messenger RNA of Acomys russatus (golden spiny mouse), 1129 nucleotides long. Its product is annotated as apolipoprotein L3-like. Gene Ontology annotation, cellular component: membrane; extracellular region. The record is from RefSeq and is a predicted model, not a curated record. The coding region runs from base 213 to 1082 and encodes 289 amino acids. Lineage: Eukaryota; Metazoa; Chordata; Mammalia; Rodentia; Muridae. The transcript has 3 exons. Gene Ontology annotation, molecular function: lipid binding. Gene Ontology annotation, biological process: lipid transport; lipoprotein metabolic process.